This is a messenger RNA of Wyeomyia smithii (pitcher-plant mosquito), 3586 nucleotides long. Its product is annotated as protein gustavus-like. Gene Ontology annotation, biological process: intracellular signal transduction; proteasome-mediated ubiquitin-dependent protein catabolic process. Gene Ontology annotation, cellular component: SCF ubiquitin ligase complex. Gene Ontology annotation, molecular function: protein binding. The transcript is spliced from 2 exons. The record is from RefSeq and is a predicted model, not a curated record. NCBI's taxonomy places the organism in Eukaryota, Metazoa, Arthropoda, Insecta, Diptera, Culicidae. The coding region runs from base 233 to 1171 and encodes 312 amino acids.
UACAGGAGCAUUUUUCUUCUCGUUAACCUAUUCUGGUUAACGAAUGGUGGAUUCAUUUUAGAGGAACAACACGAGCCGUUGAUAAGAAUGGGCACAUACGUGUUGAAGACAGAGCAAAUGAGAUACGAACAGGCCUAUAGCCUAGGAAAUUGAGGUAAAUAUAUAUAGAAAUAAAAAUAAGAAUUUAAAUCCUGUUUGUAGUAGUCAACAAAUACUUUUGACACUACGUAAAAUGUAUGCCAAGAAACAUUUAAACAAACGAAGAGGACGAAAACAUAGUGUAACGCCUCAAAUUACAAAUAUGGAAAGACCGAAAAGACACGAAAAUUAUGAGAUACCACAAAGAUUAAAAAUUUUGUUGGAAAGACCAACAGUAUCUCCGGAAGAACAGAUAAGACAUUCCUGGAAUAAGGAAGACUGUUCUGAAAACAUAUUUGUAGAAACUAAUGGUCUCACAGCCCAUCGAACUUAUGCAAGAAACAAUACUGAUUGCAUAAGAGGUAAAGUUGGGUUCACAAAAGGUCUCCAUGUAUGGGAAAUAACAUGGCCUAGUGAACAGAGGGGGACACAUGCAUACGUUGGAAUAGCAACGUCUGAUGCAACCCUACAAUGCAUGGGUUAUCAAAGUCUAUUAGGACUAGAUAGCAAUUCUUGGGGCUUUGACAUAAACAGGGGCAUGACGCUUCAUGAUUCAAUCAUUGACACGUACCCGAAAAAACAAAAUGGUAGAGAACGAAAAUCUUUUGAAAAGUUCAAAAUAAAGUUCGAGACUAUUAAAGUGAUACUGGAUAUGGAUAAAGGCACACUGAGCUUUUUAGCCAAUGGCCAAUACUUUGGAGAAGCCUUCGAGGGUCUCCAAAAUAAGACACUAUACCCAAUAAUUUCAACAGUUUGGGGCAGAAGUGAGGUAAAAAUGGAAUAUUUAGGUGGUUUAGAGUCUAAACCAAUUACCUUACAGGAAUUGUGCAAAUACACAAUCUGUAAAGGAAUGUGUUCAAUACAUUUCAAAGAAAAUGUCAAACUUUUCCAAUUACCAAAGUCAAUAGAGAACUAUUUGUGCCUUCAAGGAAAGGACUUUUGGAAAAGGAGUCUGAACACAGACAGAAAACAUGAAUGCACAAAUUAUUGUGUCACAAAUAACACGAUUGGGCUCCGAGUAAAAGACGUGUGAAAAAAAAAAAAUUAUGGAUUUACACACAUCUGUCAGCAUAUUUUUUUUUAGAUAUAUAACUAUGUAGUAUGAUAGAGUUUAAUUUUAAUAGUAUAUAAUUAUUUUUGGGAUUAUUCUACAUUUUAUUAUACAAUUAUUUAAUAGAAAACAAAAUGAGUAUAUUUACAGAUUAAUCCUGCCUAAAACCUCAAAUCAGGGGGGGUUUUAGGUCAACAGCAAUUUACCAGGCGAUCCACAGAAGACGAGAAGGAAGAUAAACCAGAAUGGUGAAUAGAAGGAAGGUAAAACAGAAUGAUGGUAUGGUGAGUGUAGAUUGCUGCUAUACGGUAAUGCAAGUGUAAUUUUGGGUUAUCCUUUUCGGUAUUAAAUACUUGCAUUGCUGUAGACCUGUUUUUUUUUUUUUCCUUUCAUAUUUCCAAUAUUUUUACUUUUAAUUUGGUAUAAGAUUUUUUGGCUUAAUUAUUGACAAGAGGGGUGAAUUAUCAUGAAUUCUCAAAAUUAUAUAUUUGUGAGAAAAAUAUUUUUCUUGACUCUAUAUUUUGAGUAAGAAAAUGGAAAUAUUAAAAUUAAAAUUGUUUUCAUUAUUAAUAAAUAUUAAAGACAUAUAUGCUUAAAUGGGAAAACAUGAAAAAGGUAUCAAAUUGGGAAGAAGUUGACAAUAGGAGAGAGUAGAGAAUAAAAAAAAAAAAAAAAAAAAAAAAAAAAAAAAAAAAAAAAAAAAAAAAAAAAAAAUUAUUAUAAUAUAAAUAAAAUACACUAAAAUUAAAAGUAAAGUAACAUACAAUUUAAAAUAUUCAGAGCGUAAAGAUAGGGAUAUAAAGUUAGGAACUAAGACUAGGGUCAGACAGUAGGAGAACGAUAAAAGGAUCAGUACUCACCGAACGGACGGCGGAGAUAAAAGACGGAUGGAGAGAGAUGAAUCUAGAACGGAUUCAGUAAAUAUAUAUUUGACUGAAUCAGAAAUUAAUAUAGCAGUUGAAUAAAACGGAAGAGAAAAGCAGUCUUUCAUCAUCAAUCAAGAAAGAUGUUUAAGGAGAUAAGACUAUUCUAUCAGCUAGGAGAAGCCGGAUAAGUCAUUAUAUACACACACUUUACACCACUUGCAAUGGGAUAGACCUGAAGAGCAGGAUCGAUGAAAACGGGUUUAUGUCUUCAGGGAACAGGAAGAAUCCCAAAUUUAUCGGCAGGAUUAUAAGUGUAGAGAAACACCAGAUCAAGUCUUAGGACUACGUGCAACAAAUGAUCGGUGUUAUAUCCGAGCAUAAAGAUUAAAAGCUGUAACAUCUAGGAUAUAUCUCAACAGAAUUCAGGACUUAGGUCAACCAAGAAAGAUCCUGAAACAACAAAUAUUCUUCGUGUUAAUGGGACGGAUAAUACCAAGGAAGGAGGAUAGACAGGAGUGGAUAGAGGAGCGAACGAAAGGGGGCGGACGGCUCUCAGGAAAGGAGAAGGAGAAGGAGUACGGAAUAGUAUGGAUAGAACAGUAGUAGCUAGGGAAUAGAGUAGUAGGGUACAGAGGCAAAAGAUCUUUCAUUUCCAAAUUAUCCAAAAAUCAGGUUCCUUCAAAUUUUUUUUUUUGUAACCCAUGCCAAAUACUUUCAUCAUGUUUUUAAUGAAUUGCAUUAAUUAAAAACUCGAUCAGUGGGGGUUUUAUGAGCCGACCUGAUUUUAGGCGGUUACAAUUAAUUUCCAUUCUCUUCCAAAGAAGGAUUAAGAAAAAUCCUAAAUGGAAAAAACAUCUUUGGAAAAACUUGUCAUUAAUAUGCAUGGACAAGAUGAUGAAAUCAUUUCUCUUGUCAAUUUGUUUCAACAUCGCAAGUGUUGAAACUUGAAAUUCCAUCCACCACUCAUGUUAUGAAAAUAUGAAAAGUGGAUCAUAAUCAAAGAAGGUAUUGUUUUGAUUAUGGAGGCAAAAACAAUACCUCAGUUAUUAAAUCGAACGCAAGUUCGAAUGUUUUAAGUUUAUAUUUACAGCAAAAAACUCCAAUUCGCGGAUGUUUAAUCAAAACAUGCAACCGAGCGGAUUUACGAAAAAGUCAACAACGAUUGCAUCAGCCGUGCACGGGCACGUUCGCGAGGAAAGAGACGGAAGAGCGGCCCGCUCUCGUGAGAAGACGACGCCGCGGGAAAAUUCGGAGUGACCGGAGUAGCGGCGAAUACUUAAGCUGGGACUUCAAGGAAGUCCGACGUCGUGAUAGUGAUACCCCUCGUGAGGCAGGUGCCUACGUCGUUAUAGAUAGUCCGCGGUUCGUUUAGGUGUUAACUCUUAAGUUUUAUUCCGCGAGGCAGAAGUGAUGCCCGUUGUUUAAGUUUCGGUUUAGUGUUUAAGUGAUUUAAUAUUUUUUCAACUUAACUGAUAGAUUAAAAGUAAUUAAAAUCGAGCAGAUGUAGUGCAGUUAAUCAAAGGACAUAUCA